Messenger RNA from Acanthosepion pharaonis, 798 nucleotides. The record is from the annotation of a GenBank genome assembly. NCBI's taxonomy places the organism in Eukaryota, Metazoa, Mollusca, Cephalopoda, Sepiida, Sepiidae.
AUGCUUAUAAAUAAUUCGUAUUUCUUGUCCAUAAUAUCUCUCUCUCUCUCUCUCUCUCUCUCUCUCUCUCUCUCUCUCUCUCUCUCUCUCUCAAAAUACAACGUAGUGGAUGAUUUUUCUUUCACAUUUCGUUCUGCAGCUUUUAUUUUAUUUUCCAUUUUAUUACGCAUUCCUUUAUAUUUUUUUUUUUUUUUUUUUUUUUUGCGUGUGGGGAUGUCUUUCGUUCUUUUUCUGAUUCUUUCUUUUUUAUUCAAAAUUUGCUUCUCAUUCACUUUUCUUUCUUCUUCCUCUUCGCUUCCUUUUUUUAUUUGUCUUUCUAUUUUUUCUUUUUUCCCUUCUCUUUCACUCCUAUUCUUUUUUUCUCUUUUUCUUCUACUUUAUCCUUUCUUUCUUUUCCCUCUCUUUAUACUUUUCUUCUUCGCUUUUUAUUAUAGCAAAUUUCAUGUCAUUCUUUUUUGUGCCUGUCUUUCUUUAGUCUUUUCGUUUCAAUCUUCUUUUUUUCUUUUUCUUUUGCUUCGUUAUUCCUGCAACAUCCCGUCUAUCCUCCUACUCUCCUACUUUUUUUCAUUACCCCUUCCUUGCCAUCCCACUUUUCUACCAUCCUCUACUCCUUCUCUUUCGCUCUCACCUCUUCACCUUCCUCGUUUUUCAUCUAUUUCUCUUCCUUCUCCGUUUCUCCUGACGUCUUUGUCCCUUUCUUUCAGAAAACCCUUCAUUUUUCUUCAUCGAUUUUUUUCACGCAUUUCGUUUUUAUUACUGAUUGUAUUUACUGCAACUUUCAUUAGAAUCAUCAUUUAA